Ictalurus furcatus (blue catfish) is the source of this 5279-nucleotide messenger RNA. It is a transcript of the gene bag6, whose product is annotated as BCL2 associated athanogene 6. Bases 218 to 4099 code for a protein of 1293 amino acids. Gene Ontology annotation, cellular component: BAT3 complex. The transcript is spliced from 25 exons. The record is from RefSeq and is a predicted model, not a curated record. NCBI's taxonomy places the organism in Eukaryota, Metazoa, Chordata, Actinopteri, Siluriformes, Ictaluridae. Gene Ontology annotation, molecular function: polyubiquitin modification-dependent protein binding; misfolded protein binding.
GCGGAAGUGGGCGUGGCUUACGUUUAGUUAUUUCGAUGCAGGCUAGUCUAUGUUAGCUAGCUACGUGACUUGGCUAGCUAUCCAAAUCUAACAUUAGUAACACUGUCAUGGUAACAAAUGCUAUAUAAAAAAAUUAACAUUAAUUAGAUAUAUUGAUAAAAGCAGAGUCAACACAACAACUACGACCAGAGAGUGAUAUAACAGACUUUCAAGCACCAUGGAGGAGCAAGAAAAUACCAUGAUAGAUGUGACUGUGAAAACUCUGGACUCUCAGAGCAGAAGCUAUACUGUGAGAUCACAGAUCACUGUGAAGGAGUUUAAAGAGCACAUAUCACCCUCAGUGGGAAUACCUGUUGACAAACAGAGGCUGAUCUACCAGGGAAGAGUGCUUCAGGAUGAGAAAACUCUGGCAGAAUACAAUGUAAAUGGUAAAGUCAUUCACCUGGUGGAGCGAGCUCCACCCCAGACGACUCCGUCAGGAUCAGGUUCGGGGGGAGUACCCGUGACUUCAGGAGGCUCACAGACCGGAAACACCACAACUCCUCAGGCCAUGGCUCACGGAGCCACACAUGAUCGCAAUGCUAAUAGCUAUGUUAUGCUUGGUACCCUUAAUCUCCCAGUGAACAUCAUGGACCCCCAGCAAAUUCAGAUGUCUAUCCAGCAGAUAAUGGCAGGCCUCGGGGAGGGUGUUAGGAAUACACGAGUCAGCAGCAGUAAUGGGAACAAUGGCUCAGCAAAUGUGAAUGUUGAUAUGGAUCAGACCCUGCAGAGCGAGCCCAGGCUGCGACUGCUCCUGGCUGAAAAUUUGUUGCGAGACACCAUUACCCUGAUUCAGAGACUGGAGGGUCAGCCCAUGGAUGCGUCCUCAGCGCAGGAGUCUGCACCUCCUCCUUCUUCCUCCGCCUCUACACCUUCUCCUUCUGUCCAUCCUAUGGAUACAUCCCCACCGCCAACCAGCUCACCUCCAUCAUCCUCUACCUCCACUCAGACUGAUAAUGCACCUCCUCCUCCUCCUUCAGGCCCCAACCACCCCAGCCCUGCAGUACUGGUCGAGAUGUUAGGUGAGCUGAGAAGAGUAGAAGAGAGGCUCCAGCCGUUCAUCCAGAGAGCUCACUCCAUCCUGGAGGCAGCCACCACUGCCGAUUACAACAAUAAUACACAGGAGAGAGAGGAGGACCAGCAUGUUCUAAACCUGGUGGGAGAAGCUCUUCGGCUUUUAGGAAACGCUCUAGUUGCCCUGAGCGAUCUGCGCUGUAAUCUAUCGAGUGCACCUCCCCGUCACCUGCAUGUGAUCCGGCCCAUGUCUCACUACACUUCCUCUGUUCUGCCACCAGGUGGAGUGCCUCACAUGCCUAUACAGGUUAAUUUGGGGACCACAGUGACCAUGUCAACUAACGGCAGACCACAAGCUGAGAGUCAUCCUCAACCUGCUGACCAAUCAGAGCAACAAGGGCAGGGACAAACGCCCACCCCACAGCCAGGUAUGGCCAAUCAGCAGACUGGACAGCCAGGGCCCAGAGUGAUACGCAUAAGCCAUCAAACCAUGGAGCCAGUGGUGAUGAUGCAGAUUAACAUUGAUGAUAAUGGAAGUAAUGCCCAUGCCCCUGGACAACAGAAUGCUGCUGGUACUGGACAGUCCGGCACCACUCCUAUACAGAUACCUGGUUUACCUCCAGAAUUCAUGCAAGCCAUUGUAAAUCAAGUUACUCAACAAGCUAUGGCCAUGGCGAGUGCUGCUGCUGCUGGUCAACACGGACAACAAAUCCCAAGCCCUGCCGGCACAGGUCUUACCCCUGCUGGCACAGGUCCCGCCCCUGACUCUACAGGUCCCGCCCCUGACUCUACAGGUCCCGCCCCUGACUCUACAGGUCCCGCCCCUGACUCUACAGGUCCCAGCCCUUCCGCCACAGGUCCCAGCACAAGUCCCACGCCUGCUACCACAGGUCCUGCCCCUACCGGCACAGGUCCUGUACCGGCCGGCACAGGUCCCCCCCCUGCCGGCACAAGCCACGCCACAGCUGGUGCAGGCCCUACUCGUCCUCCUUUUCCUCCUCACCCACAUCAAGCUAGGUUUGUAUUCACCUUACCUUCCUUUCGUCACCGCAUGGCAAAUCCUCCCUUCACCACCAGAGGAACCACCAUCAAUAUGCGAACUGCUCUUCCUCCUACCAUGGGUCAGCAUCCAGGCCAGGCUACACCCAUGAAUCCAGCUGCUAUUAAUCAAAUGAUUAGUGGAAUGAUGGGACAGCUCUUGAUGGGGGUUUCAAGCCAGAUGAACAGUGAUGGCACUACCUUCUCCUCAUCCUCCUCGUCCUCUUCCUCCUCCUCCUCCUCCUCUUCCUCUCAGACAUUCACGUUUUCCACCUCACCUUCCUCUUCCUCUUCAUCUAAUUCCUCAUCCUCAACCUUUCCCCCAACAUCUGAAUCUACCACCAGUGCCUCAGGACCCACACACUCCACAAGCACCAAUGCAAGCAAUGCUCCCCAGCCUGGACCACCCCCUGCACCUGCUCAGGGGCCUCCCUUAAUAGGCAACUUGGACCAACUUCUAGGCUCUGUCCUCGGAGGGGUGGCAGCUGCUGGCCAGGCUCCAGGAGCAAAUCCUUCUGUUACUAUGGCAAUGCCAGGAAUACCGGCCUUUAUUCAGGGAGUCACUGACUUCAUACAGGCCUCACAACAGAGCCAUGUUCAGCCCCCGACAGCUCAACCAUCAGGCCCCACUCCUACUCCUACAACUGCUGAACCACAAUCAGAGCCUCCAGGAGGCGCGGCAUCUGAAGAAGUCCUGGACCCAGAGCUGUUCACUGGGAUAGUGCAGGGCGUCCUUUCCACUAUGAUGGGCUCUCUAGGUGCCACUCAGAACAACACUGAGAGCAUUGCUCAGUUCAUUCAGAGACUCUCCCAGACCAGCAACAUUUUCACCCCCAGCACAGGAGAAGCCAUGGGUUUCUUUGGGGACCUGUUGACUCUUGUGUGCCAGAACUUCUCCAUGGUGGACAUGGUGCUGCUGCUCCACGGUCAGUCUCAACCACUAAGCCGUAUCCAGCCCCAGCUAGCCCAGUUCUUCUCAGAACACUUUCUGCAGGGCAGAGAGCCCACUGAAGCCAACAUAGCAGCAGCUGCAGGUAAUCUAAUUGGGGAACUAGAUGAAUACAUCACGGAGAGUUUCUCAUCAGUUACAGUACGGGACGGGCUGGACAUCACACAGACGAACCGAGCAUUUCUAAGGCAGCAACUUAUUGACAUCGCCACGCACAUUCUUCGAUGCACCGAUCACACUUUUGGACCACACUUGCUGCAGCUGUGUAACCGUGCACUAUUCGAGUGUUUGGCCCUCAAUCUGUACUGCCUGAGAGGAGAGCAGGGUGCCCUUACUGCAGUCAUCAACAACCGCAUUAGGACCAUGUCAGCUGAAGUGAACCCCAGUGUAGUGAACUGGUUGACCAGUAUGAUGACUAUGAGACUGCAGGUCAUUCUGGAGCACAUCCCAGUCACAGAGGCGCAAAUCCUGCAUUACGUUGUCCACGCUCGGAGUGAAGAAGCAAGAGAGGCACACGAGUCAGAAAGUCAUCCUAUGGAGAUGGAUGACACUCUCUCUCCCACUCCAGCUACCACUGCAGAGGAGGCCAUGGUAAGCUCCCAGGAGGAAGGGGCAGUUGGAGGAGGUUCAGCUGGAGAGAUGGGGGAAGCAGCAGGUGGAGAGGAGCCUGGAGAAGAAGCUGAGGCCUGGGCAGCUGCUUUACCUCCUGAGUGGGUGCCCAUCAUCAGACAGGAUAUAAACAGCCAGAGGAAGAUGAAGGCCCAGCCUCCUCUAUCUGAUGCAUAUCUGCAAGGGAUGCCUGCAAAGCGCAGAAAGACGGCACAGAGCGACGGUCCCAGGCUCACACUCUCUGAGGCAGUGAGCCAAGCGGCGAGAUCAGUUGGUGUCGCACCCGUCACAUCACCCAGUGCCUUACAGGAAGACCUUGAGAGACCAGAACUACAGGAGGCUUAUGCACAACAGAUGAAAAACGACAUCAAACAACAAGUAAGCGAGGACCCCAAUUUCAGCUCUCGAAGGUUUCCCAACACACACACGGUCUUCUCACCAGACUCAUAACCUGCAUAUACAUCUCCUCCAUGGCCCUCCUUCGUCUGCAGCAUGUGUAUGCUCUUUCUGCUUUCUUUUUAAUUAUCUGAGUUUAACAAAAGACCUAGAAUUUUGAAACUAUCAGAAGAUUUUAUGCUGUCUUAUUGCUUACGACUCUAGUAUUAAAUUAUUCGACAAGACUGCAUUACGGAUUGUCCAAGAGCCGAGUCUGUGACCGUUUUUCUCCGGUUUGUGGAAAGGACGCGCAGCUGGAACUUGGAGAGAAGACUGGGUAAAAGAGGACGAUAAUGUUAAUGUUGAAUGAAUCCUUACCUUCUCUGUUUGCCAAGAUCGUGAUCAGGUAUAUAAACAGACAUAUCAUUUAAUUAUGCUGAGUAUAUUACUGAUAUUUAAGUAUAACUUGCUCCCAUGUUUAAUCUCUUAAAAUAUUCAAAAAAUCGUGAUAUUGUUACAAAGGUAAUUCCAUGCAAAUGGUAACCUUGAAGUCCCGGGGGGGGGGGAUCAAAUAAAACCAGCAGGAAUGUCUAAAAUGACCAUUUCUGUUUGAAGGUGAUAUGUCCAUUAUUUAAUGAGAGAGAUCAAACCCCCAUUACACAUUAUAACUUGUAGUUUUCCUGCUCAGUGUCCUCAGUAAGGCCGAGGUUAAAUCCAGGCUGGAGGAGAUUCUGAUUUAAUUCUUUAUUCAUUUUCUUUGUGUCAUAGUAAACCAUGCAUCCAGCUGCUCUCUGUUAGUCAGUGAAGGGCUGAUUCAAACCUCUCCCAUCCAUAGCACAUGCUUUAACUUUACUAACGUGUGUGUAUAUACCAAAUCAAGAAAUAUUUUUACGACUAUAAUUAAUGUUUAUUCAAGUCUUUUUAAUACAUGUACAAUUUUCCUGUUGAAGUCUUUAACAUUCACAGCAUUUAAGUGCACUGCGUCUUCAAUAAAAUAAAUAAAUAAAUAAAUAAAUAAACCUCAUCAGGAUUUAACUAUAUUCACAAUAACAUUUUCACGGAUAUGAGGUCAAUAUCAGUUCAUAUGUCAAAUCUAUAACGCUGGAAUAACACACACCCCCCCCCCUUUUUUUCUCUUUUUUUCCUCUUUUUUACUUUUCAGUUGCCUGCUGUGUAAUUCAGAGGGAAAAAGUCAUAUUGAGUUUUGACAUUAUGAAUGUAAAAUGCCUAAAAUUAAACCGCUUUGAAACAUAAA